AUGGCAGUAUCGCGAUCCCCAGCAACAUUACCCGGAUAUCAAGAGCUAUCAAAAGCAGUCAGCCAAGAUGGCGUCCCGCAGAUUGUCAACUACCAACAAGGUCUUGGUACAGAAGGAGGGCGUGUGUCCAGAGUCAUUGGGGGCGCAACGGGCAAAGGACUGGCAGAGGAAGUCAGAGAAUCCUACUCCUUUCUCGCCAACAACUACCACCCUGGCGACGAAAUCUUCCUGCUCGGCUUCUCUCGCGGAGCCUUUACAGCGCGCAGUAUCGGCGGACUGAUUGGCGAAAUCGGGCUCCUGACGAAAAAAGGGCUCAACACGCUCCCAGAAGUCUACGAAGACGUGCAAAACAGGCGGAAUCCCGAUUACCGCCCCAAACACCCAGACGUUCCUUUUCCCCGGAAACCCAGCGCAGGCGACCCCCGCUAUGCCGAGGAACUUGAGCGGAGAGGGCUGACCAGGCUCGACAUACCCAUAAAAGUAAUCGCCGUAUGGGAUACUGUCGGAAGUCUGGGCAUCCCGCGAAUUGGCAUCCUCCAACGCGCAGGCUUGCAAAUGAAGCAGUCCCGGGCUACCUCGUUCCACGACACCAAACUCUCCAAUUGCAUCGAGAAUGCGUUUCAGGCGCUUGCCCUGGACGAAUCUCGCCCCUCCUUCGCCCCCGCUGUCUGGGAGAAGCCCGAGGGAAACCGGACUACGCUGCGGCAAGUGUGGUUUCCCGGCGCGCAUGCGAAUGUAGGGGGUGGAUACGAUGACAUGCAGCUCGCGAAUAUUACGCUGGCGUGGAUGAUGAGCCAGUUGGAGCCUUUUCUGGAUAUGCGGGACGAGUACUUGUUUGAGCAGGAUGAACUGAAUGAGAAGUACUAUAAAAAGGAGGAGGGUGCGGUGAGACCGUGGAGUUUUGGCAGGAUAUACAGUGAGGUCAAGGGGGCAAUGGCGCUGGGUGGAUCAACAGCCACUACACCCAAGUCGACCCCUUCACCGGCCGGCAAACUGACCGUCCCCUCCGCCAAACAAACGAAUACAUCCACCCCUCCGUCCGCACCCGCCACCGCCUCGAAGGCCCCGGCAUCCUCGACCGCGGCGCCUACGAAUGCCGCGCCCUAA
This is a messenger RNA of Plenodomus lingam JN3, 1107 nucleotides long. NCBI's taxonomy places the organism in Eukaryota, Fungi, Ascomycota, Dothideomycetes, Pleosporales, Leptosphaeriaceae. The record is from RefSeq and is a predicted model, not a curated record.